GGCAAAAUUAAGUUCAUGUUCGAUGAUGAUGGCAGCAGAAGGCAAUGAAAGUCCAAACAGAAGCACUGAGGAUAAAACAUCUGCCCGCAGACAGAAUGAAGUUAAGAUAAUGAAGUUGAUCAGUCUGGUGAUUCUGGUGAUCCAGAAUGCAUCGCUCAUCUUCAGCAUCCGCUACGUGUGGACACUGGCUGGAGAUCAUUUUUUGGCCACAUCUGCUGUCGUGAUGGCGGAGAUUCUUAAAGUCCUCACCUGUCUGUUUCUCAUCACCAUGCAGAAGACAGGCGAAACAUCUACCAGUGGUAUUGCUUGGGUUGGCAGAACGAUUUUACUCUAAAUACUUGUGUACUGAACAAUGUAAUGUGACUGUUGAUGUUCCAUUUAAGAGAUUUCAUCGAUAAAAAUUUAGAUUUGAAAUAUCUAUUUUAGAAACACUUGUCUUCUUGACCAUUAUAUAUAUUUUCUAAAGAAAAUAAGAGAGAACUAAAUAAUGGUAAAUAUAAAAGUCCAAAAUAUAAAUAUCGAUUAUAUGCAUGU
Molecule: messenger RNA, 534 nt
Organism: Rhinichthys klamathensis goyatoka
Lineage: Eukaryota; Metazoa; Chordata; Actinopteri; Cypriniformes; Leuciscidae
Product: UDP-galactose translocator-like
Exons: 2
Coding region: 23-334 (103 amino acids)
Biological process (GO): pyrimidine nucleotide-sugar transmembrane transport
Cellular component (GO): Golgi membrane
Molecular function (GO): pyrimidine nucleotide-sugar transmembrane transporter activity
Source: RefSeq, a predicted model, not a curated record